AUGUAUUCGACUGAACCAAUGAAUUUCGAUUUUACUCAUGACAAUAUUUGUCGAAUGAAUGUACUUGAAUAUUUGGCAAUCAAUAAUUGUCAUAUGAUGGACUUUUUGGAGCUGCUCAAACAUGUAGGUCCAAACGUCAAGCGAAUGAAAAUUGGAAUCAGCUAUGAACGCGAUCAGUAUCCGGAUUCAAUCGAUCCAAAUAUAAUUGAUGAUCUACUUAGUGGCGAUGAUGAACAUCCAAAAAUACCAGGUAGCUGA
Rotaria sp. Silwood2 is the source of this 258-nucleotide messenger RNA. Lineage: Eukaryota; Metazoa; Rotifera; Eurotatoria; Philodinida; Philodinidae. The record is from the annotation of a GenBank genome assembly.